AUGGAUGCAGAGAGAGAAGCCCUGCAGGUCAUGGCCUACCCGGAAGUGCAGAGCUUCUGCCAGAAACAUGGCUUAAUGUUUGAGGUGGUUGAUCUGAGGUUGGGUAUUCGGGACACAGAGGCCACUGAACACAUGACCACAGAACUCUGCUUGGAAGAACUGGACCGUUGUCAGAAAACAUCUAUAGGACCAGCUUUCAUUGCCCUCCUAGGUGACCAGUAUGGUCCCUGCCCAGUCCCUCCACUGAUCGAGGAGAAGGAGUGGGAAGCACUGAGGGCCCAGCUGACCACCAGGCCCCGAGAUCUGGAACUGGUGGUAAGAUGCUUCCGGAGGGAUGAGAACUCCAUUCCUCCCACCUACAUCCUGCAGUCGGGCACCAGUGAGGCCCAUGGGCCUGAAGAGGCCACCUUGACCUCUGUCCUCCGCUGUGGAGCUGAGGAGGCCUGGAGUCAGGGCCUCCUCAGCCAGAGACAAUGGCUCCGCUACCACUGGUCAGUCACUGAGUGGGAAAUAGAGCAAGGCCUGCUGAGCUCAGCACACGGGGACCAGGGAGCCACAGUCUUCCUGAGAGAAAUCCAAGACCUCAACAAACAUAUCUUGGAUGACUGUGCACUCAAGAUGGUGGACCGGCUAGCAGAUGGUUGUCUGGAUACUGAUGCCCAGAAUCUUCUCAGCAGCCUCAAGGGACGCAUUGCUGAUGCCCAGCCUGGGGUCCUUAAAGUCUAUCAUCUGCCAUGGAGCCGUGACCUAGUAAACCCCAAGAACAAGGCUCAUGCGCGCUACCUGAAAGAGCUGACUGAGCAGUUUGUGGCCAGGACCAACCACCAGGUCCUUGAACAUCUCAGAGAGCUGGACUCAGCUAGACAGGAGCUGGGCUGGCUGUACCAAGAGAUUCACCACCACCUUUGGCAGGGAACAGAGGCCACAAGGACCUUCUGUGGACGCCAGGAGCUCCUGGCCCAGCUUGGGCAGCAGCUCAGGCAGAAUGACAGCUGUUCCCAUUCCCCCUUGGUGCUCUUUGGACCUCCAGGUAUUGGAAAGACGGCCCUGAUGUGCAAGUUGGCUGCACAGAUGCCAGGGCUGCUUGGUCACAAAACAGUGACUGUCCUGAGGCUUCUGGGAAUGUCCCAGAUGAGCUUGGAGGCUCGCAGCCUCCUCAAAGACAUCUGUUUCCAGUUGUGCCUGGCCUAUGGACUGCCCCUGCCCCCUGCCCAGGUCCUGGAGGUCCACACCAGGGUGGUUCACUUUUUUCAUGUUCUCCUCCACACCAUUUCCUGCAGAAACUUUGAAUCCCUGGUGUUGCUGUUGGAUUCUGUGGAUGACCUGGACUGUGUUCGUCAUUCUCAGAGGGUCCCCUGGCUGCCCCUUAAGUGUCCCCCACGGGUCCACCUUGUCAUUUCAGUGUGCUCAGGGCAGAGGGGGAUUUUAGACACCUUGCAACAAACACUCAGAGACCCCAACACCUACUGGGAGGUGAAGCCCCUCUCUGGAGACCAAGGGAAGGAGAUGAUCCAACUCCUGUUGGCUGUGGGAAGGAGGACACUGAGCCCACACCAGAGGGACAUACUUUGGGCCAGUCUCUCAGGGUGUGGGCACCCAGGGCGACUGAGGCUGGCCUUUGAAGAAGCUCGGAAUUGGGCCUCCUUUACCAUGCCUGCCCCUUUGGCUACCACAGCCGAGGAAGCUACACACCAGUUCUGCAUCCGCCUGGAGCAGGCACAUGGGCAGGUGCUGGUGGCCCAUGUGCUGGGCUACAUUGUGUCUUCCAGGUAUGGCCUUUCGGAGGCGGAGCUGAAGGACGUGUUGUCCUUGGAUGAUGAGGUCCUGCAGGCUGUGUACCAGGACUGGACUCCGCCCAGCAAGGAGCUGCUGCGCUUCCCGCCCCUGCGGUGGGUGCGGCUCCGGAGGGACCUGGGCAGCUGCCUGGUCAGGCGGCCAGGAGACGGCUGCACACUUCUGGCCAUUGCCCACAGGCAACUGGCUGAGGUGAUCUGUGUGCGUUACUUGGCUGGAUCAGAGAGAGCAAAGAGGCAUGGUGUCUUGGCUGACUUCUUCUCUGGAGCCUGGAGCCAAGGCACCAAGAAGCUCAUCACUCUGCCACUCGUGGGGAAGCCCCUGAACUUGGAUCGCAAGGUGGCCCCACAGCCGCUGUGGUUCUCAGACACCAUUGCCAACCUGCGUAAGCUGAAGGAACUUCCCUUCCACCUGCUGCACGCGGGCCGCCUGGAGGAGCUGAAGCAGGAGGUGUUGGGGAACAUGAGCUGGAUCUCCUGUCGGGGUGUUUCUGGGGGCAUUGAGGACCUGCUGGAUGACUUUGACAUGUGUGCCCCUCAUGUGAAUUCCCCUGAGGUUGGCCUAGUCCAAGAAGCCCUCCAGCUGUGCCGCCCUGCUGUGGAACUCCGAGGCAUGGAGAGAAGUGUCCUGUAUACAGAGCUACUGGCCAGGCUACAUUUCUUUGCCACAUCACAUCCAGCGCUCGUGGGACAGCUGUGCCAACAAGCCCAGAGCUGGUUCCGGGCAUGUACACAUCCUGUGCUGGUGCCCCUGGCAGGUUUCCUACAGCCCCCUGGAGGACCCCUGUUGGUGACACUCACAGGUUGUCACAAAGGCAUCACUGCCAUGGCCUGGAACCUGGAGGAGAAGUUGCUGAUAGUUGGCACCCAGGAUGGCAUUGUGACUGUGUGGGACACGCAGGAAUGGCAGGUGGUCCACAUUCUAACUGGACAUACAGCUGAAGUGAGGUGUGUGAAGAUAUUUGCCAAUGGGACUCGCGCCCUCUCCACCUCAAAGGACCACACAUUGCGUCUGUGGAAUUUGCUGUCUGGCCAGGAGGAGUUUGCUACUUCUGAUGGAGGCUCAACAAGUUCUACUAACCCUCACACCUGGGGUCUUCAUGUGGAUGAGGUGAACACAGUCGUGUAUUCCACAUCAAGCUCAAAGGUUACUGCAUGGAAUCUAGAAACUGCACAACUAGUUUUCUGUAUCCUUGGAGAUGCCUCUGAUCCCUGGGUGUGCACGGCCAUGUUGCCUUCCCAAGCCCAGCUGCUGACCGUGUCAGAACAUGGCAUGGUCAGUCUAUGGAGCUUGGACACGGGAAAACUACAGGACAAGCACCCAUUGUCCAGCGUUAAAGAAGAGACUCCCACGUGUGUGGCCUCCCUCCAGAGACAAGGCAGGAUGCUCGCUGGGUUUAGCAGUGGCUCCAUCUCCUUGGUUUCUUCUGAAGGAGAAAGAUUGCUGGAGAAGCUUCCAGAAGCAGUGAGGUUCCUGAUGGUUUCUGAAGAUGAAUCCCUUCUGGCAGCAGGCUUUGGGAGAUCUGUGCGGAUAUUCUUAGCCGACUCGCAGGGCUUCCACAAAUUCAUGGCCACAGAUCUGCAGCAUGAGGACGUGGUAGAGUCGGCGGUUUGGGGUCCUGAGAACAAUGUGAUCAUCACUGGGUCCCGGGAUGCACUCAUUCAGGUGUGGAGUCUGUCAGAACAGGGGACCCUUCUGGAUGUCCUGGAAGGUGUUGGGGGCCCUGUAAGUCUGCUAACACGGGGUGGGACUUUGAUGGCAUCUGCAUCCUGGAAGUCUUCAUCUUUCAAAGUCUGGGAUCUCAGCUACAUUCAGAAGCCUCGGCCUUCUACUCCAUUUCUGGAUCGGACUGGCCUCACAGCAGUGUCCCACAAUGGAAGCUAUGUCUAUUUCCCCAAAAGUGGGGACAAAACCAAAGUCACAAUUUGGAAUGUGGUAGAAGGUGAGGAGCAAGAGACCCUGGACACCUCCAGUGAAGUCAGAUGUCUGGAGAUAGCUGAGCAAGCCAAGCUCCUUUUCACAGGCCUUGUUUCAGGGAUCGUCCUUGUGUUCCCCCUGGAUUCCAGGCAAGAUGUACUGUGCAUCCCCCCUCCUGAAGUUUGGAAAGCCAUCAAUUGCAUGUCCUUGAGCAAGAGUGAGGACCAUCUGGCCAUUGCCUAUGACAACAUCGUCCUGGUGCUGGACAUCAGCCCUGGAGACCCCUGUCCUGUCAUCGAGGGGCCAACAUAUACCUUUUAUACCCAGCUGCCAGAGACCAUAGCCAGCGUAGCCAUUCUGGCUGACUACCGAGUAGUUUAUGGCAUGACUAACGGUGACCUCUUUCUUUAUGAGUGUGUCAACUCCAAAGUGUUCCCUUUGGAGGCACACAGGGGCAGGGUGACGUGUGUGGAGGUCAGCCACAAGGAGGAGCUGGCGGUCAGCGGAUCUGAGGAUACUCUGCUCUGUCUCUGGGACCUGCAGGCUUGCAAGUGGAAAUUAGAGAUGAGCUAUACGAGUUCCUACUGUACAGGGGUACAGUGUGCUUGCUUCUCCAAGGAUGACAAGUAUGUGUUUGCAGGCUUAAAGGACCGGUCUGUAAUUGUGUGGAGCACUCUGGAUGGGACUCUGCUAGCUGUCCAGUUUGUCCAUGCAAUGGUGAACAGAAUCAUCGCUACAUCCAAUGGCUUUAUGGCCCCCACAAGCCAUGGCUAUCUUAUCCGAGAGCGCUUCCAAUACCCAUCUGCAAGAACCUCCCAGCAGGACCCUCUCAAAAACUUCAAGAAGGCAGUAUGGCUGAUCAAGACCAGGCAAAAAGAAGAGCUGGCUGCAGCAGCAGAAGCAUCUCAAGACUCAGGAUCAGGAACUAUGCAGGGCAGUGAAUCAAAAUCAAACAAACGGUCACAAGUCUGCCUGCUGGUGUGAACCUCCAUGGGGCUGAGGCUCUACUUAGCCCUAAGCCAUCUGGUGGAGCUAAGAGACCAGUGGCCACCUGGGCCCAAGGCCUCACUCUUCCCAUCCUUCCACUCUUCCUUCCUCUUUUUCGGU
Messenger RNA from Jaculus jaculus (lesser Egyptian jerboa), 4818 nucleotides. It is a transcript of the gene Nwd1, whose product is annotated as NACHT and WD repeat domain containing 1. The record is from RefSeq and is a predicted model, not a curated record. NCBI's taxonomy places the organism in Eukaryota, Metazoa, Chordata, Mammalia, Rodentia, Dipodidae. The transcript has 18 exons. The coding region runs from base 1 to 4695 and encodes 1564 amino acids. Gene Ontology annotation, molecular function: protein binding.